UCUCCCGUCGUGCAUCUCGGUUGGACCGGAAGUGCUUUCUCGUGACCUUGGAGUGUCAGGUUGAGAGCAGGAGAAGACGCAGCAUGGCUGGGAACGAGCCUGGAGGUUUUCUGCAGCAGCUCAGGCAGAUCGCAGGCCGGAUGUCCGCUGGCAGUCCGAGAGGCGCCGGCAUCGGCCUUAAACUGCUCAUCGGUGCAGGAGCGCUGGCUUACGGCGUUAAAGAAGCUACAUACACAGUGGAAGGUGGACAGAGGGCCAUCAUCUUCAACAGAAUCGGCGGCAUGCAGAUGGACACAGUGCUGGCAGAGGGGCUGCAUUUCAGGAUACCAUGGUUGCAGUAUCCAAUCAUUUAUGACAUCCGUGCCAGACCUCGCAAGAUUUCAUCCCUCACAGGAAGCAAAGAUCUUCAGAUGGUGCACAUCGCCCUGCGUGUGCUGUCUCGGCCCGUGGCCUCCAACCUGCCCUUCCUCUACCAGCACCUGGGCCAGGACUACGACGAGCGGGUGCUGCCCUCCAUCGUCAACGAGGUCCUGAAGAGCGUCGUAGCCAAGUUUAAUGCCUCACAGCUCAUCACACAGAGAGCUCAGGUGUCUCUGCUGAUCAGGAGGGAGCUGAUCGAGAGGGCUAAAGACUUUAACAUCAUUCUGGAUGAUGUGGCCAUUACAGAGCUCAGCUUCAGCAAGGAGUAUACAGCUGCUGUAGAGUCCAAGCAAGUCGCCCAGCAGGAGGCCCAGAGAGCUCAGUUUUACGUAGAGAAGGCCAAGCAGGACCAGAGGCAGAAGAUCAUCCAGGCUGAGGGAGAAGCUCAGGCUGCUAAACUGCUGGGUGAAGCCGUAACAAAAAACCCUGGCUACCUUAAACUGAGGCGCAUCCGAGCCGCCCAGAACAUCGCCAAGACGGUGGCGACCUCGCAGAACAAAGUGUACCUGAAUGCAGAAAAUCUAGUGCUGAACCUGCAGGACAGCUCCUUCAACAAUUUGUCCCUGGGGAAAUGAGAAGCAUCGUUCCGGGGGAGUGUGUGCAUUCCGUGUGUCGAGCGUCUGUGCUGUAAUUAACAUCUGCCACAAACUGAAAUCUCUCAGCAGCGCCUGUCUCUGAGUGCAGGCUUUCCAGCAAGGGGUUGGGUGCCCUUUAAAACACACACGCGCACAAAUAUAUACAUACACACAUUUAGGGAGACACACGGUUUAAGCACACCACAAGGGUUUAUUAAAGAGUUCGAAGGUUACAUAAGAGUCUCAUCAUAACUUGUGGUUUAAUAUUAUGUAAUGAAGACUUCAUGUAGUAUCGGUGUAACAAAUCAAAGCAUCCAGUUAAGUAGUUGUUAACUGCACACUUACGUAUUCUUUAAUCUGGCAGUGUUUAUAAAGGCACUCAGCUGUUAGUUUCUGUUUACACAUUUGAUUUUUAGUUUGCUUUUGUCCCUGCUGUUUGUCCUGUGUUCAGGGACCAGAAGGCUCUUCUGCGGUGUGUAAUCUGGCAAAACACUCGAGCACUCAAUGGAAGUUUCAUUAAAUCUAUUGAUUUUUCAGACUAA
Ictalurus furcatus (blue catfish) is the source of this 1537-nucleotide messenger RNA. It is a transcript of the gene phb2a, whose product is annotated as prohibitin 2a. Gene Ontology annotation, biological process: mitochondrion organization. Bases 84 to 995 code for a protein of 303 amino acids. The record is from RefSeq and is a predicted model, not a curated record. Lineage: Eukaryota; Metazoa; Chordata; Actinopteri; Siluriformes; Ictaluridae. Gene Ontology annotation, cellular component: mitochondrion; membrane. The transcript is spliced from 10 exons.